UUCUGAUAUCAAGAAUGGAAAAUGUUGUGAAUGGUUAUUUGACGAUUGUUCAAGAAAUUGAUAAUGGUUUAGCGAAAGCGUCCAAGCAAUUUACAGCAACGAUGAUUGGAUCGGAGAAGAUUCGACGGAACACGCAGAAGCACUCUGCAAGGGCAGCUGCGAUGCUUUUGCAAAAGCAAAGACAACUGAAACAGAAACAAAGCAAUGGUAGAUCUGUGAAGAUAAUGCCACCGUUGUCCGUAGAAAAUUGGUGGGAAAUAUUUGUUCAAGAACGUUACCCAGAUGAGAGGUGCAUCGAGUGUUUCAAGUGUUCACGUAAAACUUAUAUAUAUCUUACUAAGAUUCUGCGUCCACAUAUAAGGCCAAAGGUUGGAGUGAUUCCACAAUUGGCUGCACUCAACAUGUUGAAAGGGGUUAGCGUGGAGAAGCAAGUUGCCGUUAUGCUUUUUAAGAUGGCAAGGAACUCCGAUUAUGCAGUGGUUUCGGGCAUGUUUGGUAUCCACAAAUCGACGGUGCAUAAGGUUUUCCACAAAGCUAUUAAAGGCAUAAACACCCACGUUUUAAGGAAAAUCAUUAAUAUGCCGAAAGAAGAAGAGCUACAAAAAAUAACGCAAGAGUUUGAGCAGAGACAUAGAAUUCCUCAAAUUAUCGGGACUAUCGAUUCGAUCCAUAUACCUAUUUGUCCACCUGCAGCAAUGGUAGAUAAAUUUACCAAUUCCAAGCAGUAUUCGUCAUUUGUUCUACAAGCAGUAGUAGAUUCAACGUCCUGUUUUCGAGAUAUUAGCAUAAGGCAUCCUGGCAGUAUUGACGACUCUCUCGUUUUAGAAGAUUCAAAUAUCUUCAAAUUUGCGGAUCGUGUAAUACCACCGACAACCAGAAACGUGAACGGUGUGGAUGUUCCAUAUAAGAUCAUAGGAUCUAUAAAUUACCCUCUACUAUGGUGGCUUUUAACGGGGUACGACAUACCGACGACUCAAAGUGAACUGCUGUUCAAUGAGUACAUGCAGAAGAUAAAUGACUACGUGCAAGUGGCUUUCGAUCGGUUAAGAGCUAGAUUUAUAAUUCUCAGUCAGUCAAUUGACGUUAGUUUUAAAUUAGCGCCACAAAUUAUAGCUGCGUGCUGUGCAGUUCAUAACAUCUGUGAAAGGCACGAAGACCUUUUUAUAGAGGACUGGUUAAACGAGGCCAAAUUAUUUGCUGAAAAAUUCCCUCAGCCAGACAGAGAAAAAGAGAUAAAAGACUUCGAAUCUCCUAUCAUGGCACACCGUGACGCGUUAAAAGACUAUUUUGAAACGCAACUCCUUCUAGAGAAUGCAUCGUAUGGGUACGUCGAUAACGAGAACAUUGACUUAUUAACCGAGCAAAUCGAGUAACUUACUCCGUAUGGUGAAAUAUGAAAUAUUUCAAGCUGUGCAAAGCGGUGCAGUCUCGUUUAUUAUUUUAACUUAUAAAAAUCCUAAUUUACUGUUACCUAAAUUUUAAUUCUCUACUCUUAACCUCGUACAUAGCUAAGAGACCUAGAAUUACAAUCGACAUAACCGAGAUCCAGAAAACGUGUUAGCGGUUUUUAAUUCCUUCGGCUCACGUCGAAACAAUGUAAAUACUUAAAAGUAAUUUAUACAAGGGCAUCAUCCAUCUUCAUUAACUCUGCAAUAAAAGAAACGCAUCCAAGUGACACCCUGCAAGGAUUUUGUGCACCAUGAUGUACGAACCACAGUGUUGCAAGUGACCGUUGGUGUAAAGUGUCAUAAAAAAUAUAAAGUGAGCCUCGGGUGGUGCUUUAAUGGGCUUCGGUGUAAGUAAGUAGAGAUCGAUGAUCCCAGUUUAUUAACCUAAUUAUUUGUCGUAUGUUAAUUUAUUUAACAGGGCCGUUGCCGCGAAAAUCCCGAGAGUGUAUCUGUACCUGCCUCGUUAACGUCACUAUCUCGCAG
Molecule: messenger RNA, 1931 nt
Organism: Orussus abietinus
Lineage: Eukaryota; Metazoa; Arthropoda; Insecta; Hymenoptera; Orussidae
Product: protein ALP1-like
Exons: 5
Coding region: 15-1373 (452 amino acids)
Source: RefSeq, a predicted model, not a curated record